Sungouiella intermedia is the source of this 759-nucleotide messenger RNA. NCBI's taxonomy places the organism in Eukaryota, Fungi, Ascomycota, Pichiomycetes, Serinales, Metschnikowiaceae. The record is from the annotation of a GenBank genome assembly.
AUGUUUAGGGUCGCCACACUGGGCAGUAGACGCCAGCUUCACACCGUGCCUGUGUUAAAAGACCACUCUAACUUCCUUGCAAAUGGUAUCAAAGGCUUGUACUCCCCAGCAGGUUACAAGUCCGCAUGGCUCGACUACCAGAAGUACUUGACCACCAAUCUUACCUUGAAUACCUCUGGUACCGAAAAUGAAAGCAGAUCCACAUACCAGAUCUUGUUGCUGACUGCCAAGCAGACGACAGAACAACAUACCUUUCACUAUGCUUCGCAAGCUCAUAACAACCAUCUUUUUUUUGAACAACUUGCAGACCAGUCGGAAGCGGCAGCUACAAAGCCCUCGCGGUUCUUAAUGGAACGUUUGGCCGACCAGGACAUCGCAUCAGUCGACCAGCUCAAGCAGAAGGUGGCAGUGUUAGCCGAAUCUGCGCUAGGCCAAGGCUGGAUCUUCUUGGUGGAAUUGCCAGAUAAGUCCACCAAACUCAUGUUGUGCAACAACGAUGGCACGCCGUACUACUACGGCAAGAACCAGAGCUUGGACUUGAACGGAUCCAUUGACGAGAACAGCUACAAUGUGUUACAAGGCUUAAAGGAGAAGGCUCAGGCUGGGGAGUUGGACUUCACCUUACCUCUUUUGGCCAUCAAUUUGUGGGACGUGGCCCAUGCAGAGGACUACGGGCUUAAUGGCCGUGGCGACUUCUUGUCGAAGGUGUGGAACUGCAUCAACUGGGAUGUUGUUAACAAAAGAAUGUUCCAGGUUUAA